Molecule: messenger RNA, 989 nt
Organism: Lactuca sativa (garden lettuce)
Lineage: Eukaryota; Viridiplantae; Streptophyta; Magnoliopsida; Asterales; Asteraceae
Product: ankyrin repeat protein
Source: RefSeq, a predicted model, not a curated record
AGUGACGAUCUUAAAAGAAGGUUAGGUUUUCUUCAAACAAGAUAGCACACAGAAACGGUACAAUCGUUCCUCUAUUAAGUGGGUCAAAAUCACCCUCUAGGUUGAUUUCAUCUCAUACAACCAUCAUCGACGGCGACACCCUCUUGAAAUAUGGCCGGAAGAGAAGUCCGGGAAUACACCAAUCUUUCAGAUCCGAAAGAUAAGAAGUUAGGAAAGGGGAAAGAUAGAAUAGAUGAUGAAGAUAUCACUUUUCAACGCAUGGUUGCUAAGGGAUCUUGGCUGGUUAAUGUACACAGAUGCAAGAGGUAGCAGGAGAACGUGGUGGCUACCUCCAUGGUCGAGGGGGUAUAGUAAACUCCCUUUUUUUCAUAGAUUAUUAUCGUCUUUCUUCACAUAUAUCUGUAGGGUUUUUCUUAAAUUUGAAUUUGCAGCAUUGGACAGUGAUGAUCUGCUCUAUCUCAAGGAGCAGAUGGAAGCAGAAGAGGAUGCAGAACGCCUGCUACGUCGCACUGAAAAACGAGCAUUUGCUGCAUUUAAAAAAGCUGCAAGUUUAGCUGAUUCCGCUCCAGCUUCAAUUCCAUUGCCACUCCGAGUUGAGCCAAAGCCAAAGACUGGAAUAAGACAACAAGAUUUACUGAAAAAAGUUGUGGAAGUGAAGCCUAAGAAGCAGAAGGUUUCAACAAAAAGUAGUGGUGACGUGUCCACUGUUUCAUCAGAAUGUAAGAAGCCACAGAUUAAUAAUGUAGAAGAAGAUAAGAACCCAAUUAAGAGCUUACUUGCAGCAUAUGAGAGUUCAGAUGAUGAUGAUUAAGUGGUUUGUUGAUGAAACAGUGAAUGGUUCUAUAAAACUUUUGUAAUUGUAGUUUCAAAGUUAGUAGCAGUCUUAAUUAACCAUGGAAAAUUCAGAUUGAAAAUUUUGAUCUUACUUUGAUGUUAUACAUUUAUGUCAACAAUAUUUUGAUUUGAUAAUUGGUAUGGAUGUUAGUUAA